AUGGCGGUGCCGGUCUUCGCGGUGUUGGGGGGGCCUCCGAAUGGUCGCGCACAGCCAUUGCAUUGGAAGACAAGGCAGAACAUGGCGCAGUCAGACGGCUGGAGUGCGAGCCUGGCGUUCGCUUGCAUUCACGUUUUGUUGCAUUGUUCUGAGUUGUUUUUGGAAUUGUUUUUUUCCGACUCACAGAGUCUGUGUGUUUAUCUCGUACUCUGUGUUUGCCGUGUGCGCGUGCCGUCGGCGGGUUGCAGGGGGGGGGGUGGUGGAAUUGAGGAUCGUCAGGGGGGGCCAACGGCGGGGUUGGUUGUGGGGUGCGGCCCGUUCGCGGGGCGGGGGUUUUGGGGGGGGGGUUUUGUUUUUGUUUGUUGUUUCGGGGGGGGGGCUUGUGUUUGGGGCCGGAUGGGCCGCCGGGGGCUGUGA
Molecule: messenger RNA, 417 nt
Organism: Dicrocoelium dendriticum
Lineage: Eukaryota; Metazoa; Platyhelminthes; Trematoda; Plagiorchiida; Dicrocoeliidae
Source: the annotation of a GenBank genome assembly